AUGGUCGCCAACCCUGACACCGCGGCGAGACAUUCGUCCAGCUCACCGGGCACGACGCAGGGUGAGACACCCGAGUGUCAAUUGGCCCCGAUCUGCACGGAACAGAAAGCAACGCGCCAACAGACACAAGGUAGCUCGCGGCCUGCGACUCCGUUGUCAAGGACUCGAUCGCAGAACGGCUAUGGCUGCGAUGACGAGGUAGACUCCGAUGUGUCUGCCGACGCGGGCGAGCGCGGAAGGGGGACGCCAGAGCAGGACCCGUUUGAGGUUGUGUGGGAUGGUGGUGACAGUGAUCCGUUGAACCCACGGAGUUACAGCACACCUCGGAAAUGGAUGAUCACCUUGAUUGUUGUCAGUGGCAGCUUUUGCGUCACCUGCACAAGUUCGAUAUACACGUCGACAUAUGCUCAGAUGGAGGCAGAAUUUGGCGUUUCGCGCAUCAUCGCCACGCUGGGUCUGUCGACCUUUGUCCUGGGCCUUGGAUUAGGUCCCAUGCUCUUCAGCCCCCUGAGUGAGUUCUACGGCCGCCGGCCCAUCUACCUCGUGUCCUGGUCCAUCUUCCUCAUCUGGAUCAUUCCGUCUGCGGUGGCCCCCAACAUCGCCACGAUGAUUGUGGCUCGCUUCUUUGACGGUUUCGCUGGCAGCACCUUUUUGGCUGUGUCAGGCGGGACUGUGGGUGACUUGUUCACAAAGGAAGACCUCCAGGUUCCCAUGGCGAUCUUCACCGUCGCGCCUUUGGUCGGGCCAACCGUGGGACCUCUGCUCGGUGGCUUCAUCAACUACAACGUCGAUUGGCGAUGGACAUAUUAUGUCCUCCUCAUUUGGGUCUCUGUAGUUCUCCUGUGCAUCAUUUUUCUGGUGCCCGAGACAUAUCAUCCUGUUCUUUUGCGGAGGAAAGCAGCCAAGAUACGCAGAGAGACGGGAGACGAUCGAUGGGUGUCGGCCUCCGAGAAGAUACAAAGGUCGAUCAUUGGGGCCAUUGGUCACUCCUUGAAGAGGCCGUUCCUUCUCCUAUGGUUCGAGCCGAUGUGCUUGAACCUGUGCAUCUUCACCGCCCUGCUGCUCGGCAUCAUGUACCUCUUCUUCGGGGCGUUCCCGUUGGUCUUUGGGACAAACCACGGCUUCAACUUGUGGCAGGUUGGGCUGACGUUCUUGGGUCUCGGCGUCGGCUCCGUCGCCAGCCUCGCCACUGAUCCUCUGUGGUACAGAGUGAGGGGCCGCCUGGUGGCCAAGCUCGAACAAGAGACUGGCGUUGCUGGUGCCAGCGAGCCCGAGUUCCGCCUGCUGCCUGCCCUGGCUGGGGGUGUGCUCGUACCUAUUGGCCUAUUCAUCUUUGGCUGGUCGACGUUUCCCUGGGUUCAUUGGAUCGUGCCCAUCAUUGGGUCAGUCUUGUUUGGCGCUGGGACUAUACUGGUUUUUACGGGCGUAUUCACAUUUCUGGUCGAUGCCUAUCCAUUAUACGCCGCCAGUGCUCUGGCUGCCAACUCAUUUGUGCGUGGUACAUUUGCAGCCGCCACACCCUUGUUCGGCAAUCAGAUGUACAACGCUCUAGGCUAUCAAUGGGCAACAUCGCUACUUGCCUUCCUCACUCUGGUGAUGACGCCAUUUCCUUUCAUCUUCUUUUACUUUGGCAAGAGGAUCAGGCACCGAAGCCGGUUCGCAAAGCGCUGA
Emericellopsis cladophorae is the source of this 1671-nucleotide messenger RNA. RefSeq names its product multidrug resistance protein. Gene Ontology annotation, molecular function: transmembrane transporter activity. The record is from RefSeq and is a predicted model, not a curated record. The coding region runs from base 1 to 1671 and encodes 556 amino acids. The transcript is spliced from 5 exons. Gene Ontology annotation, biological process: transmembrane transport. NCBI's taxonomy places the organism in Eukaryota, Fungi, Ascomycota, Sordariomycetes, Hypocreales, Bionectriaceae.